AACAUGAGCAUCAGUGAAACACCUUGAUGAAGGAGGUUUUUGUGUGAUUUCUCAUUUUUAUCAGAUAAAUUUUUCCCUAAAAAACCAACAUUUCCCGUCAAAUUUUACUCGUAAUAGCUAUCGUGGAUACUAAAGUGGGGAAUUCUUGCAAAAAUUGUGCGCUCUCUUAGCUCUCGUGCAAUUUGUAGGUGAGUUUUUCUUUCCCUUUGACCUCUGCGCCACCAUUUCCGUGUGUCAAAAAAAUCUGGUUUUUCCUCCUUGGGCCCGUCCUCCGGAAUAAAAUACCAAAUAAUUGCUUUCCAUGGAAUCCUGAGGUGAUACAGCAGUGAUAUUUAUUGAUUUUUUUUUAGAGAAAAGAACUCUCGAUUUGCACACGCAAAAUAUUUUUCUUUGAAAGAAACCACCUAAGUGGGGAGCUUUGUCAAAAUGGGGCGCUUCACAGUUGCUUUAGACAUGGCGCUGCGGAGCAACAACAACAACAGCAGCAAAAACGGAAAGGUUGUGAAGAGUGAUUGCCUGUGAUUGUGAAGUCCUUCCGGAAGAGAAAACCCAUCCAUCGUGUGAAGCAGGAGUUGGUGAGAAUGUCGAGACAGAGUUCAUUAGGAUCGACUGGGCUGAAGCCAAUAAAUCUAGAAGAGGUACGAAGCGUCACACAUUUGACCUAUCGCACUGCUGACCCCACAAUUUUUGACUUUCCGAAGAUUUGGACUGAUCUGGAAGAUGGUAUCAAUCAAAUCUACCUGCGGGAACGUAAUUUGAUCAUCAAGCGAUAUAUGGAGCUCUACACACACGUCUACAACUACUGCACGAGUGUGCAUCAGCAGACCAGCCAGGCAGGCAGGUCGGCUGUGUCAGCGAAGGUAGCAAAAAAGGGCACGGGAACGGGAUCAACGGGAGGUGCCCAAUUAGUUGGACAGGAGCUCUACAAGCGCCUCAAGGAAUUCCUUGAGCACUACUUGAAGAAUUUACUGAAGAGUGGUGCCGAUCUCAUUGACGAGGGUGUCCUCACGUUCUACACGAAGCAGUGGGAGGAGUAUCAGUUCUCCAGUAAAGUACUCAAUGGGGUUUGUGCCUACCUCAAUCGGCACUGGGUACGACGGGAGUGCGAAGAGGGACGCAAGGAUAUCUAUGAGAUCUAUCAGCUGGCACUCGUCAUAUGGCGGGGGAUUUUGUUUAAAGAUCUCAAUAAGCAGGUGACGAAUGCCGUCCUCAAGCUGAUCGAUCGUGAACGCAAUGGGGAGACAAUUAAUUCGCGCCUUGUAUCGGGAGUGAUAAAUUGCUACGUUGAAUUGGGUCUCAAUGAGGAUGAUCCGAGUGCAAAGGGGCAGAAUUUGUCGGUGUACAAGGAGAGCUUUGAAAAUAUCUUCCUGGAGGAUGCAGAGCGUUUCUACAAUCGCGAAAGUACGGACUUUUUGCGGCAGAAUCCCGUCACGGAGUACAUGAAGCGUGUUGAGCAGCGACUAAAUGAGGAGCAGAAGCGUGUCCAGGUGUAUUUGCAUGAGAGUACACUCGAUCGUCUGGCCAAGACGUGUGAGCGUGUGCUCAUCCAGAAGCAUUUGGAGAUCUUCCGCACGGAAUUCCAAAAUCUCCUUGAUGCCGACAAAAAUGCCGACUUGGGGAGGAUGUAUAGCCUCGUGGCGCGCAUUGAGUCCAACAUUGGGUUGUCGGAGCUGAAGCAAAUCCUCGAGGUGCACAUUCACAAUCAAGGACUUGCGGCAAUUGGGAAGUGCGGCGAGGCAGCUGCCAAUGAUCCCAAAGUGUACGUUCAGACACUGCUGGAGGUGCACAAGAAGUACAAUGCGCUCGUUUUGACGGCAUUCAACAAUGAUAAGGGAUUCGUGGCGGCACUCGAUAAGGCAUGCGGGAAGUUCAUCAAUACGAAUAAUGUAACAACGGCCAGCAAGAGUUCAAGCAAGAGCCCGGAACUCCUUGCGAAAUAUUGCGAUUUGUUGCUGAAGAAAUCCAGCAAGAAUCCCGAAGAGGCUGAAUUGGAGGAUACGCUGAAUCAGGUGAUGGUGGUGUUUAAGUACAUUGAGGAUAAGGAUGUCUUUCAGAAGUUCUACAGCAAAAUGCUUGCCAAACGUCUUGUCCACCAUAUGUCUGCCAGUGAUGAUGCCGAAGCAUCAAUGAUCUCAAAACUCAAACAAGCAUGUGGGUUUGAGUAUACGAGCAAACUUCAGCGUAUGUUCCAGGAUAUUGGGGUAUCGAAGGAUCUCAAUGAACAAUUUAGGCAGCAUUUAUUGACAAAUAAGCUGCUCAAUGAGAUUGACUUUAGUAUUCAAGUGCUGUCCAGUGGUUCGUGGCCAUUUACGCAGAGUUUCACUUUUUCACUGCCAUCCGAGUUGGAACGUUCAGUACAAAGAUUCAACAACUUCUACGCUGGCUUACAUUCUGGCCGGAAGUUAAAUUGGCUGUACAAUAUGUGCAAAGGUGACUUGAUAACGACAUGCUUCAAGAAUCGGUAUACACUGCAAGCCAGUACGUUCCAAAUGGCCGUUUUGUUGCAAUUCAAUGAGCAGACGAGCCUUACUGUGCAACAAUUGGGCGAUAAUACAGGAAUCAAUCAGGAGCACCUUGUUCAAGUACUGCAGAUUUUGCUCAAGGUGAAACUUCUCACAUGCCCCGAUGACGAGACGAAUCUCACAAAUGACUCGCUCAUUGAGCUCAAUUUGGGCUUCAAGAACAAAAAGUUGCGGAUCAACAUAAACUUCCCGCUGAAGACGGAACUAAAGGUGGAGCAGGAGGUUACACAUAAAUACAUCGAGGAUGACAGAAAGAUUCUCAUUCAGGCAGCUAUUGUGAGAAUUAUGAAGAUGCGAAAGAAGCUCAAUCACACACAACUUGUCGCUGAAGUACUCAAUCAACUGUCCACUAGGUUUAAGCCAAAGGUCCCCGUGAUUAAGAAAUGCAUCGAUAUUCUCAUUGAGAAGGAAUAUCUCGAGAGGAUGGAAGGACAAAAGGACACAUACAGCUAUUUAGCGUGAGAGUAUUUAAUGGAAGCACACGUUUGUCUCGACAUUUAAGUGACGCGUAGUCCUAUUUGAUGACUUUUUCUUUUUUUUUUUUAAUUAAGUUAAAUUGAGAUUUAAUGUUUAAGAAGAUGAGGAGAUGUAGGUAAAUCUAAUUUCACGUUUCUGUUCUCCAUUAUUUUGCCCUCCUUUGUUUUGAUCAUUUAUAGCUACCUAUUUGAAGAAGUUUUUUUUUGUAAUCGACGUUGUAAAAAAUCAUUAAAUUUUUUUCUUAGUGUAAAAA
This is a messenger RNA of Lutzomyia longipalpis, 3252 nucleotides long. RefSeq names its product cullin-1 (gene Cul1). The record is from RefSeq and is a predicted model, not a curated record. Gene Ontology annotation, cellular component: SCF ubiquitin ligase complex. The transcript has 6 exons. Gene Ontology annotation, molecular function: ubiquitin protein ligase binding. Gene Ontology annotation, biological process: SCF-dependent proteasomal ubiquitin-dependent protein catabolic process; protein ubiquitination. The coding region runs from base 582 to 2984 and encodes 800 amino acids. NCBI's taxonomy places the organism in Eukaryota, Metazoa, Arthropoda, Insecta, Diptera, Psychodidae.